ACUUUGCGUUUGAUUUGGUGUAACAGUUUUGGCGCGUGCUAUUAUUUUUAUUUAAUAACGAUAAUAUAAAUGAAAUAAUAAAUUAAAACAAUCAUGGAAGGCGGGGAAUCUUUUUUGUCGUGUGCUGUUAAUAUUGAAUGGAUGACCCCCCAAGGAUCCAUAAUCAGAAAAGUCAAUUACAAAACUGCAUCACUUCGCUUGAUUAGAAACGAAUUUAGAGAAAUGUUUAUGGAAAUAUCCAGUGAGAGAAACGCUGCAAUAAGAUUAGCUUUGAAAGGCAUCAAUGUGUUCAAGAAGUUCAUGGCUGAAGGCAAAGCGAGCAUAAAAUUUCAGGAAGUAGGUUGUACUUUGUUUGUAUCAAACGCACCCCCUACAAAUCUUGUCUCCUUCCUGCGGACGAUAUUUGUGAAAAUGACUGGUGAUAAAGAUCAGCAGCAGACAUCCUCAAAACAGUCUAUGAGGUCUAAAUUGCUGAGUGGAAAAGCACAAUCAUUUGAAGAAAUAAGUCCAGUGACCAUAGCAGAUAUACAUAGCGCCAAAACGAAAAUACCUAAAUCGACAUUGACCACUCCCUCGCCACCUUCUAAGAAACGGAAGGCUGAAGAUAUGACCAGAGGUCCGGCUCCUAAAAAGCUGUAUUCUCCGUCACCGUUGACUGCCACUAGUUCCUUGAACGCUGAACAACAAAGAGUAUUGGAAGCUUGUUUAAGUGGCAAGAACAUAUUUUUCACGGGCUCUGCGGGCACCGGUAAAAGUUUCCUUUUGAAGAGAAUUGUAGCUGCAUUGCCUCCGGAUGUUACUGUGCCUACAGCUUCCACUGGUGUUGCAGCUUGUCACGUUGGAGGUACAACUCUUCAUGCUUUCGCUGGCAUUGGAGAUGGCAGUGGUUCUCUGGAUAAUUUGUGUGAAAGGGCCAUGAAGAUACCACUUGUAGCACAAAAGUGGAGGAAAUGCAAGCACCUCAUUAUUGAUGAGAUUUCCAUGGUCGAUGGAACUUUUUUUGAGAAACUUGAGGCUGUAGCACGUCACGUCAGAAAAAAUGAUAAACCCUUUGGAGGAAUACAGCUCAUACUCUGUGGAGACUUCUUGCAAUUACCUCCAGUUGUUGAGAAAGGCAAGACAGGAAAACGAUUCUGCUUCCAAUCCCCAUGCUGGGACAAAUGCAUUGAAAUUUGUUUUGAACUCAAGGAGGUGCAUAGACAAAAAGAUCAAGAAUUUAUUUCUAUUCUGAAUAGCAUAAGAAUCGGACGAGUGACAAAAGAGAUAAGUGACCGCCUCUUAGGAACAGCCAGACAGAAAAUUGAGAGUGAUGGUAUCCUUGCAACAAUAUUAUGUUCUCAUACAAAUGACUCUAAAACAAUAAAUGAUACUAAAUUAAAAGACUUACAUGGCGAAACUAAAGAAUUUAUAUCUCAAGACAGUGAUAAUGCAACUAAAGUACUAGAUAUGCAAACCAUAGCCCCUUCAAAAUUGGUUCUGAAAGUUGGUGCACAAGUGAUGCUGCUUAAAAAUAUUAACGUAAAUGCAGGUUUAGUGAAUGGCGCCAGAGGAGUCGUGGUUAAAUUUGAAGAAGGCUUUCCUGUUGUAAGAUUUAAAAAUAAAAAAGAGUAUACCGCUAGGACUGAACGGUGGUAUGUUAAAAAUGCAAAUGGAACAUUGCUUUGUCGUCGGCAAAUACCACUGAAUUUAGCAUGGGCUUUUUCGAUACACAAGUCUCAAGGAUUGACUUUAGAUUGUGUUGAAAUGUCAUUGUCCAAAAUAUUUGAGGCUGGUCAGGCUUAUGUGGCACUCAGUAGAGCUCAAAGCCUAGACACAUUGAGGGUUCUGGACUUUGAUUCACGACAUGUCUGGGCUGAGCCUAGUGUCCUUGAAUUCUAUCAAAAGUUCCGAAGACGAUUACAACAAAUGGAAAUUAUACCCUUAGGAAGACCUUUGGCUGACAAAACUAAUAAAAGAGGAAAGUUGAGAGAAAUUUUAGAGAAACAAUUACUUAGAAAAUAGAUUAAUUAAAUAUUUAAGGUAUAAUCUGAUAUUUAUUAUUAAUUUUUAAGUAAAUGGAAAUUCGAAUGUAUUUUUAUAACUGACCCUAACAUAAUGCUUAUAAAUUAAGACUGAUAUUGUAAUAUAUCAUUUUAAUUAAUAAUUCUAAUAAAUAGUUAUCAAAAUCAGA
Molecule: messenger RNA, 2170 nt
Organism: Ostrinia furnacalis (Asian corn borer)
Lineage: Eukaryota; Metazoa; Arthropoda; Insecta; Lepidoptera; Crambidae
Gene: Pif1
Product: Pif1 DNA helicase
Exons: 3
Coding region: 94-2001 (635 amino acids)
Biological process (GO): DNA repair; telomere maintenance
Molecular function (GO): DNA helicase activity; ATP hydrolysis activity
Source: RefSeq, a predicted model, not a curated record